Molecule: messenger RNA, 7207 nt
Organism: Anguilla rostrata (American eel)
Lineage: Eukaryota; Metazoa; Chordata; Actinopteri; Anguilliformes; Anguillidae
Product: DBF4-type zinc finger-containing protein 2 homolog
Exons: 2
Coding region: 4449-5405 (318 amino acids)
Source: RefSeq, a predicted model, not a curated record
UGCAGACGUUUCCUGGUCAUCUCUGAAUCAGUUGCUCAGUUAGCAGAUGAUAUCACCCAUAUUAACCUAUACAAUGAGCCAGAGUAAGGAGGAACAGACAUUUUUGAGUUUGGAAAUUCAGGAAAGUGACACCACUGGAACAAAAAGGACUAUAAACAAAUACUUUCUGUUGAAAAAAUGCCUUGUACAUAUUUUUGCUGAGUACAAGGUGGAUUUUCAUGCACUGUUGGUCACUAGUUCUUGGUUGGUUUAAUAUCCUUGGAGACUGAAAUUUUUACUUUUUUGUCUUAAAGUCUGUUUAAAGGAUUUUUCUCUAAAUAAUGACUACAUGUCCAAAAUUCAGUGAAAUAUAUAAAACUAACAGAAUAGAUAUUCAGUGGGCACAGCCUGGCAGUGGAGACAGGACAGAACAGGAUGGAGAAGCUGGAGAAACAGUUGCAUGACUAAAUAACAAGAAAUCCUAUCUUGUAGGCUACUGGGUGGUCCUGGGUGGGACUGUUGCACUUUAUGGGUCAUGAACGUGCCUCAGGGAUGGGGAGGUUUCUGUUGGCUGGUUUUACAGUGUCUCAUCCUUCACUAGUGACCCCUGCAGGUUGAUUGGGUCUCUGGAAGUCUGCAUGUUGAGUUACACACACAGAGUCCGAUUUACUGUAUGUUACGUCGUCUGCCGCGCCUUCACCUUGUAGAUCUUUUAAUUUUGUACAAUCUUUGGAGCCGUGAUUUGUCAAUGACAUUUGGAAAUGGACUGCAUUUUAUCCAAAGAGCUUUACAAUUGAUGCCUAUCAUUCACCAGAGCAGUUAGGGGUUAGGUGUCUUGCUCAGGGACACUUCGACACGCCCAGGGCUGGGUUCGAACCGGCAACCCUCCGACUGCCAGACAACUGCUCUUACCUCCUGAGCUAUGUCACCCCUACAUUUCUCAGCUGUUACCGGUUUCUCACUCAGCAGGCAUUUGCAUGCCCUUCACUCAUUGCUGUUAUUGUGUGCACCUGUUUCCACUGUUUAUAUUCCCUGUUCACCAGUCACUCAGUGUGAGAUUUUUGCCCCAGUUUACUGAGCCAGUCAAGCGUUUGUUCCUGGUAUUCUGAUUGCCUGUUCGUUUUGAUCCUUGCCUGUUUCCUGACCACCGAUUUCUGCCUGCCUGUUUCCCGACCAGCCUGUCUCGUUUUGACCCUGAUUCUUCGCCUGCCAUUUAUGUACCUUUGCCGCGAACUGCCCUGUACACCAACCUUCGCCUGUUACUGGACUACGGACCUGCUUCUGCCCCUUUUGUACUGUUGCUCCGCUGCCGGAUUUAUUGGAUUACGAACUUUGCCUGGACUUUGACUUACAAGACAUAUUGGUCCCUUUUGUACUGUUGCUUCGCUGCUUGAUUUACUGGUUUACAAACUUUGCCUGGACUUUGAUUACGAGACUCAUUAUUCCCUUUUGUACUGUGCAUCGCUGAUUGAUUUCCUGGAUCACAAACUGUUGCCUGUUAUACUGACUAUGAGUGUGCUUAUCCCCAAAAUAAAUCUCCGUUUUCAUUAUAACUUCAGUUUCGUCUGCAUUUGGGUCCUAAACUCUCUAGUUCGUCACACUGUAAGCAUUUCGCGACUGGUUUCAUAUGCAGAUAUGACACAUCCUGUCUCAGAAACGUGCGUGUUAUGUAUCAAACAGUUGCCUGGGACUGGAAGUGCAGUUUGUCAUCUACGUGAGCCAUCAGCAAGGUGCACUUCUCUCCUUAAUGCAUAUGUAUUUAAGAAAGGAUCACGUGAAUAAUUGGCAGAGAUAUUAUUAUUAAGUGUGGCUGAUUAUAUUUUGUCAAAUGACUGAAGUUCAUGCAGUUACUGUAUGGAGGGUUGCAGUAAUGAAGCAAUGCAGGUUAAGUACCUUACAACGGCAGUGCCCUACUGGGGAAUUGAAGCUAUAGCUUUCAGUAUUGACUGUAGGCUGCAUUUAGGCUGCCAGUUACCAUCCAAAACUGCCUAAAAAAACACAGAAAGCACAAAAAAGUCAUGUAACUGCGAAAAAUGGCAAGAAUCACAGAAUCCCUGCUAAUUCUGUGCACCCAGCCAUAGAAAUACUUUUUCUGUAACAAAUAAAAGAUGACCUGAAACCUCCCACACAACAUUCCCAUUCCAUCGCGGCAAUGGUCAACCUCCUUGCAACAUCUUACAGUCUAUCUUACAUCUGGAUAAUUUCAAUUGACAAUUACUACUGCAGCCAGAAUAUCACAGUCUGCAGUAUGCGCUGUUCAUAGCACUGAAUACGCUCUUAGGUACACCAGAAGACACAUCGAUUUCACUGCAAUUUCACUAAAAAGCGGCAGCAAUGUCAUGUGAUUCAUAGGAAAGCACAUGCUUUUCUGUGUGAAUCAUUUGUAGAGUUUGCAGCAGUGAGCACUGAUAGGCUAUAUAUCAAUGACUGGGAAUUCCAAAUUUGGGAGAAAAACCAGGAAAAGACCUAAAAUAUAUAUCGUUUCUUAAAUAAGAAAAUAUAUAUAAUUGAAUUUGAUAUUUAUUGUUUUUUACAAGGCCUAAAUAAAAUUUCCCACGUAAGGUGGCUUUUAUUCUCGGUGUCCAGUGCUUCAUGAGAUUGCUGUAGAAAACGAUCAAAUAAUUUGAUUUAACGAGUCACACACACCGAAUCUUCCAUUUUCAGUGUAGUAUAAUGUGGAGGUAACUGGGCUUGGUAGCCGGUUGAACUGAACACUGAGGUGCCCCUAAUCAAAGUUCUUAACCUGAAUGUCUUCAGUAUAGUGUAUGAAUCUGGCUGUAUAAAGGAAUAGUAUAUACAAAAAAGUAAUCAAUGUGUGUCAAUCUGGACUGGAGCAUCUGCUAAUUGCCAAAAGCAAGUGUAUACUUAUUCCAAUAAUACUAACCAAAAUAAACUGAAAAUAGAGAAGGAAUUUAGGCUAACUUAUUUGAUGUGAGAAGACACUAAUUUUAACACGGAGUAUCCCACACUUGCUGCUGAAUGACUUAUUUUUGGAUUUACUCAGGGUGUUAUGCAGAAAUAGCAGUAGGAAUUCCCCUUAAAAUGCAUGACUACAAGGGAGUAAUCACUACCCCCAUUUAUUCUGAAUCCUCCCACUGGCAGCGAAGAUUACAUUUUCCAAAUGAUUUUGUAAUUACCAAGAUGACGGAUGGUUCUGCUUUUGUGCUUUUAAAGACCUUGAAAUAAACAUCUGCCACAAGUUUAGAGGUUUUGUGCUUUACAUUUGUAAAUUUGGAGAAAGUUCGGCCAUUGAAAAGAACCAUGCUCAGCAGUUUCAGCAUUACUGUGGAGUAUACUGAAAAUGUACUGAAAUAAAGACAAGUUCUUGGUUCUCACAUUUACAAUUCAUUGCAGGAUACUGCAUUUCCAUAUUGGAUAUACUGCAGGUCCUGCGCACUUCUGAACAUGGACUGCAGAAAGAUCAAAUAUCGAUUUGCCUGUGUGAUGUUAGGUUGGGUAAGAAUAACUUAAUAGCAUAAUUAAACAGGACAUGCAAAUGUCAUAUACUGUAUGUGACAUAAGAGUGUUGUUGAGUUGGUGCUCAUCAUUGACCUGUAUGCUUUGUGGUUCAAGCAGAACCAUAUGAACAAAACAUGUAUUUGGCUAUGUCUGACUUUAUUAUAUUUAGUUAUUACUGCAUAUAUGUGCUAUGCACAAGAAAACAAAAUAACAACAACAACAACAACAAAGGUUUCUAUAGUGUUGAAUUAUUCCGGCAACUAUAAACUUGAACUCUAAAUGCAGUGCACUAUAACCAUAAGACAGUAGGUCAAACAUAACUUUGAUCACUGUGACAUUAACUUUGAUGUGAAUGUAAAUGCAAAGCUUUGUUUGUUUUUCACAAACCCAUUACUGGCAACUGAAAAAUCAUUCUAAAGAAGGGAAACGAAUCACUUGCUGCUAUCUGUAAGCCAUAGACUAUUUAAGGACAUUUAAUCCAGGCCAGUGAAUUGGAUGCAGUUCUCUGUUCUGCUCUGUUCUGAGCUUUGGAGAAGCUUGUGUCCUGUCAUGCUGUUGUCUCUGUUUACCCCUAUCCCUCAUUGUCGACUUGCGUUUCUUACCACAGUGAGAUUUCUCUGUUAGCGAGGAGCUAAAAAUAUGCAUGCAAAAACUGUUGCUAAUGCAGAAGGGUAAAGAAUUCACACAUCACAGCAUCAUGGGGGUGGUGUGGAGUAUAUGAUCACCACUGUCAUGUUUUGCCAUUAUGUCUUUCAUAUAUAUAUAUAUAUAUAUAUAUGAUUGUUCAUUGUGCCCUCCUGUGUCUCGUCAGUAUCGUGUCUAUUUAAGUUCCCUUCUUCCAUGACUCAGGUGCUGGAUCCUUUUGUGUGCGUUUUGGAUUGUGUUUCGGUUUGUGCUCCACCGUGUAUUUGUGACUCUGGGUUUUGCCCUGUGUGUUUUCCUCCCUGCCCGUGCUCUGUUUUGCAUUGUUUUUGAAUUUCUGCAUUUUCUCUGUUUUUGGGGCCGCGGCUAUGCCCCCUCUGGCGGAGAAGUACUCCCAGCCCAGUGCGCCGGAGCCUGUCGUUCCGCAGAAGCCUCCUGCCCGGCCCGCCGUCCCACAGGAGCCUCCUGCCCGGCUCGCCGUCCCGCAGGAGCCUCCUGCCCUGUCCGCCGUCCCGCAGGAUCUGCCUGCCCGUCCCGCAGGAGCUGCCUGCCCAGCCUGCCGUCCUGUAGAGGCCUCCAGAGCCGCCUCGAGCCCCGGAGAGGCCCCUUGCGUCGUCCAGUGCCCAGGAGAGGCCGCCUGUUCCGUCUGUUGUCCCGCAGGGGGCGCCGCGGCCUGCCCUGCCCGCUGUCCCGCAGGCGAAGCCACCUGCUUUUCUCAGUGUUCAUGCCUUGCCCAAUGUCCAUGCCUUGCCCAAUGUCCAGCCUCGCCCAAUGUCCAGCCUCGCCCAAUGUCCAGCCUCACCCAAUGUCCAUGCCUCGCCAAUCGUUUAUGCUUCGCCCAAUGUUUAUGCUUCGCCCAAUGUUCACGCCUUGCCCAGUGUUUAUGCUUUGCUAAAUGUUCAUGCUCCCCCCGUGUCCUCGCUCCCCCCCGUGUCCUCGUGCCCCCUAGUGUUCCUGCUCCAGUGUCCAGCUCGCCAGUGUUCCUGCUCCCUCUAGUGUUCAUGCUUCGCCCAGUGUUCUCGUGCCCCCUAGUGUCCGUGUGCCCCCUAGUGUCGCUGCCCCCACCCAGUGCCCAGAGACCUCGCCCCAUCCAUGUUCCCAACCAUGUGUCUGUCUGUUCACCUGCCCCCUUGUCUAUUUGUCUGCCUGCUUGCCUGUCUACCUGUUUGCCCGCCAGUAUGUUGGCCUGUUUAUCUGCCUCCCAGGCCGUCGGCCCGUCGGCCAAUCGGUUCUCCCGCCUGUCUGCCUGUCUGAGAUUGAGGAACCACAGGCUAUUCCCAGGAAAAAAACAAAAACAAAACCACCAGUCUGUGACAGAAAUGUGAGCUGUUGUGUGAUGCUCAGAACAGAAAGGACACUCCCCACUGUUCCCUGGGUCAGAUGUGCUAUGUGGGCAUUGGAGGCAACUGCCCCAUUGACAAUCCUCCCCUGGAAGUCCCCUGACGUUUUUGGUAGCGCUUGUUUGUAAAACACUCUCCAUGCCCCUCUUGGAAGACCCGUCCUUCUGAGAAGCAUGUGCUACUUUCUUUGUUUAGCAUAUUGUAAUGAAUUUAAGUGGCGUCUUUAAGUAAACAGCUUAUAAUAGUAUCUUCCCCGCACUCUCAAAAAAUCUUUUUGGGUUUUUAAAAGACAGUAGGUCACCCUCCUCCUGCCAUUCCCCAGCUUCAGCUGAUAUUUGAAAACCAGGAAAUACCAGCCUAUCACUCCCCUCCUGGGAAGCAGACCUAUUCUCACACAGUUCCCAAACUGCGACAGGCUCUGUUCCCCUUAUCCCAUCCAGGAAUUUUCCUAUGGUUCUGACAGAGUGAGACCGUAUCUGCUCUGCCACGGAGCACGCUGUCCUCCACCUCACUGGACCCUGCAGUUGAGUCAACUUACUGUAACUGACAGAACUACCUUCUGUCUUCCUGAUUACUGGAUUUACCUUGCAGCCACCAUAGUAGUUCCCUCCUCAGCCACACCUCCCAGGAAGCUAGUGAGUGGCUAACGCGUAAUUAGCUUGAUGUUCCAUUUUGUAUAUAUAUGGGCUCCGUCAGACAUGGCAUUUUAAAUCCGUCUCCCUUAGUUCUUUGUUUGCUUUCCUGCCCGCGGUGCGACCUAUGCUGAAAGGUAUGUGUUCCGUAUUAUUUACUUAACUCUUGUUGCGUAUGGGUGCUUUCAACGGUAUUUUUGGUAACAGGUGUUUGCUGGUCGACAUCUGCUUCCUGGUGGCUUGUGAGCGUGUUUGCCAUGGAAGGUCUGCGCUGUGAGACGCCAAACGGAGUAGCACGUCAUCGCUCGCGUUGUUUGGAAUGCAGAUAGAGGCAAAACGACACUACGGUUGCCUGCUCCGGUAUGUGUGUGCGUAUACAAAGCGAUUUAGAGCAAUAUUUGUGUGCUUCAUUACAGUUUGCAUUACUGUUAAAGGUGUAUGUGUAACCACAAGUAAUCUUGUGUUUUCUCCUUAGGAAGAUUUGUCACUGCUGCUUUGCCUAGCAUAAGCUUUUUGUUAUUGUGGUGCCUACCCACAGCUCUCAUCAGUCUGGGUAGUGAGUCAAGGGGCGGCUUCAUGUCACUGUACGGUGAAGUAUUAGGCCCCAGACUUUAUUUGGCCCAGUGGCCUUUUUCUUUUGCUUUUAUUAUUGGAUGGGCAAUUAGUGUAGUACUGGCUGCCCCAGUAUUUCCCCCCUUCAUUGUUACUGUUUUGUAAUUACUUAUUCCUCUCCUCCCUCUCCCAUAGCCUCCACAGUAUUGGGGCUGGUUGCCGGACUCGGGUCCCCUUCCCUCACUGCAUGCGGUGGUACUUUUGUAGUGGUAAAGUGCACUUCAUAAUUUACUGUGGUCACCUUUUGCAGUACGUGUGUGUGUGUGUGUGUAAGCAGGCACCUGGAUUAAGAGCACGUGUGGUGAAUCUCCCCUCCAGUGAAGGUAAACUCCCCGGCAGUCAGCCUGCUUCUUUCCCCCCUUCUCACUAUUGCUUCUUAUAUCUGGUGGCAGUCAGUACCCCCCUCUCGUGUUGCGGCCCGUGAUCUUUUAUAAUAUUGUAAUACUUUUAACUUUUGUAUGAAUAAACUAUUUUUAUACCUCUAUUCCUUUGUUUGCAAUCCUCUAUAUAUAUAUAUAUAUAUAUAUAUAUAUAUAUAUAUAU